CCACCUGACAGCUCCCUCUUUUGCAUCCAGGCCGAGCGCCUCACGGCUUUUUAGACCACAUUCUUCCUUGUUUUGGAAUUAUUAUCGAUUAUACUGUCCUUGGUUGGUAUUUGUGUGAUAAUAGUUAUGUAUUUGAACAGUAAGACUGCUGGCGUCAACUCGGGGCGGACAAAGAAGAAAGCAAGGACAUGUUCUCAUCCAUGUCCCGAGAAGAUCUUGAGACGGGCCUCCAGAAAGGCUGCCAAGAUGGUGGCGAGGAGAGAGAAGAAAGGCGAGGACCAGGCCUCCAUCCUGAGCCACUCGGAGAAGCUGAUGGACGACCUCAGCUGUGGACGGCGGGUGGGCCUGUAUGAGCUCAGGGGGGAGAUCGGCUCUGGUAAUUUCUCCCAAGUGCGGCUGGGAAUACAUGACCUGACCAAAGAGAGAGUGGCGGUGAAGAUCCUGGACAAGGUGCGCCUGAACAAGCGGACGCAGGCGCUUUUCACCUCGGAGAUCUCCUGCAUGGAGAAGCUGGCGCACCCCAACAUCGUGCGUCUCUACGAGGUGGUGGAGACCUUCAGGAGGCUCUACCUGGUGAUGGAGUACGCCGGCGGAGGGGAGCUCUUCUCCCGUAUCAGCACCAGGGGGCGCCUGUCCGACCUGCAGAGCAAGCUGGUGUUUGCUCAGGUGCUGGCCGCUGUCAAGCACAUGCAUGACAUCAACAUCGUCCACAGAGACGUGAAAGCUGAGAACGUCUUCUUCACCAGCACCUGCUGCAUCAAAGUGGGCGACUUUGGCUUCAGCACCUCCUGCCGCCCCGACGACAUCCUCCACACCUUCUGCGGCUCCCCGCCGUAUGCCGCGCCCGAGCUCUUCGAGGAGGCGGGCUACGUGGGGCAGUACGUGGACAUGUGGGCACUGGGCAUCCUGCUGUACUUCAUGGCGACCGCCACCAUGCCCUUCAGAGCCGCCAACACGGGCGGGCUGAGGCGGUGCAUCCUGCAGGGCUCCUACAGCGUCCCGACGUUCGUGUCCGACCCCUGCAGGGAGGUCAUCAGGGGGCUGCUGAGGCCCGUGCCCGCAGACCGCCUCACCGCCGCCAACAUCAUGGCCAGUGAGUGGAUGCGAGGUAUGGAAUACCCGCAGCCGUAUGCCGCCCGGCAAUCCACGCCCUCCCACCUGGCCGAGCCGUCCCGCAUCCUCGACGCAGACGAUUUAAACAUCAAAGCGGCGAUGGAAGAUCUGGGCAUCGGCGAGCUCCACCUCCUGGACCGCGCUAUGGACCUGAGGAGCCCCGUGACCGGCGCCUACCGCAUCUUGCUGCACCGUGUCCAGAGGAGGAGGUCGGCCGAGGCUGUGGGCUCCAGCUAUGUGGGCACCAAGCAGGCCCAGAAGCCGCGCCAUCAACUGGACGAGCGCCGCUCCGUGGUGUGUGUCAUCAUGUAGCGUUCUUUGCACGGACGCACGUUCCACGUCAUGGCUUCACUCUACGUUUAUUAUAGAAGACAUGUUCGAGCUAGUCUUACAUAUUUAGCAUAAACAUAGCUAAAUAAAGUAAAAUACAAAUAUAAGGCAUUGAGAAGAUGCAUUCAAAGACAUUGUAGUACUCUACACUCUAGUCAUCAGUAGCUAGCACUACAACAACAGGCUUUUAUUGCAGGUUGAAAUGACCUCACAUCAUCCCUACAAAAAUCCCUCAUAAAAACUGUUGAAACUCAA
This is a messenger RNA of Doryrhamphus excisus (bluestripe pipefish), 1698 nucleotides long. Its product is annotated as serine/threonine-protein kinase NIM1-like. Gene Ontology annotation, molecular function: tau-protein kinase activity; ATP binding. The record is from RefSeq and is a predicted model, not a curated record. NCBI's taxonomy places the organism in Eukaryota, Metazoa, Chordata, Actinopteri, Syngnathiformes, Syngnathidae. Gene Ontology annotation, biological process: protein phosphorylation; microtubule cytoskeleton organization; intracellular signal transduction. Gene Ontology annotation, cellular component: cytoplasm.